Molecule: messenger RNA, 6073 nt
Organism: Homarus americanus (American lobster)
Lineage: Eukaryota; Metazoa; Arthropoda; Malacostraca; Decapoda; Nephropidae
Exons: 2
Coding region: 714-2438 (574 amino acids)
Biological process (GO): proteasome-mediated ubiquitin-dependent protein catabolic process; multicellular organism development
Cellular component (GO): cytoplasm
Molecular function (GO): zinc ion binding; ubiquitin conjugating enzyme binding; ubiquitin protein ligase activity
Source: RefSeq, a predicted model, not a curated record
AGAGUUUGCGCUGUCGUGAGCGUGUUAGUUCCAUCAUCCGUGUUGCAUGUAGUACCCUGCCUACCUGCUGAUCCCUUGAUGACCUCUAUUGUGCGUCCCGUAACUCGAAUUAACAGACUCGUGACGCUCUGUGGUAAUCGGUGUGUUGUGUAAAGCUGCGCCCUGCCAGCACCAACACACGUAUCAACAGAAAGGAAGGAAUUGUGAGAGGCAGGUGGAGGUGAGAGAGCAGCCAGGGAGUGGGAGGUGAUCACAGCUGCCCAACACUACACGUGUUCCUCUCUGUCUUGGGGGGAAAGUAGUGAACCCAAAAUAGAUUUAGAUUCGCUGUUGCGUCAGAGUUUAAGCAACACAGUCUAAACACACUCGCACACACACUUCUCUUUCUUGGAAAAUCACCAAAGCGACAACAGAAAACGGUUAUUAGAUAAAAAUAGUAACGAAUGUUCAUUGAAUUUUACGUAACAAGAGCUUUAACAUUUUCAAGAGCAACCCAGUUCUUUUCCAGUUGUAAAGAUUAAGCAGAUUAUAACUGUGUUUACCGGAGAUGCUCUUGAGUGUUACAUAAACCUUUAUUUACAGUGGUAAUCAUCCGUUCUGGGAAGACAAGAAAAUAUACGCCAAGAAAUAAAGUGAUGCGAGUACAAACAACUUGGUAUUAGUGUGUCAGAACUAUUAUUUACACCAGCGCAAGUAUCGCCAUAUCAGUCACCAUGCCUGGGCCCAUAUGUAAGCCCUCCAGCCCCUCAGACAACACAUCUUGCGACCUCUCGGUGUUUGAGUCAUGUGAGGAUAUGCCACAGGGUUGGGAAGGACUCAACGGCAACCUGUCCAACGAGAGCAUCUAUCACGACUGUGACAAACACUAUCAGAAUGAUUAUCACAAGAAAUAUGUGAACGGAAGCGAGUUGGAAUAUUCCGAAAUUUACCGAACAAUGUCGACCACAGAAAUCAUUAAAACAGAGGCAGCCUCAUCAGAGUAUGAUGAUAUGGACAGUGAGUUAGAGGGGCAGGAUAAAGAGAAGGGUUUAUCGAGCGUGAAGGAAUGUUCUGAAGAUAUGGAGGUGGAGGAUGAGGAGUCGGAGGAGGCUGUCGAAACCAUCAACGUGCCGGUCGUGGAGGCAUGUCUUAGUGUGGACAUCAGCACCUCCCUCACUAGGCAGAAGAUAGCCUCCGUGCAGAGAGGUCGCACGUUGUCGUAUGCCGAUAAAGAUGAUGCCGAAGAAUCGCCCACGCGACGGACUCGAGCACUAGCGUACGCCAAUGAAAGCAUAGAUAGGGGAAUGCCUCUUCACCACCGCCCCUCUGUUCAAAAUGAAGGUCGUGAGAACCACAAGUUGACUCCCAGCACCUCUCGUUCUAAUCGUGUGUCCCGUAAUCCAUCCUACCAGCUCGCCGUAAGGGAUGCAACUGCCCUAUCCCCAAAACGUGUUAAUAAGCCCGAGAAAUUAGAUAAAGACUGUAGCAGUGCUGAAGAAAACACGACUAGCGACAAAAAUUCUGUUGAAAAUACCACAAAAGAUAAAAAGGGAACGGAAUACAACAAACGGCAUUUAUCAGCUGGGGACGAGAUUACCAUGCCCCUGGCAGCCAACAUGCCCCGUAGCGUCUCUUUCAGUGGGCCAGAAAAGGUGUCCCCGUCUCUGCCUGCCAGCGGCAGUCUCUCAGAAGGCAACAGCCGAAGCGGCAGUGUGUCGCAGCUGUCAGCUCUAACAUCCAAGCGUUCCUCGCCUCUCUCGCCUGAAAAAGCGUCACCAACAAUUGUCCGAGGCUCCGCCAUCACCCGCAGCUUCCGUCGAUUGUUCAGUACACCGGCUCGCACUAUUCCUACCAGUCCACCUGAGGAGUUUUGGCCAGACGUACCUGACGUACAGGGUUCUUCUACUUCAGAACCAAGAACACCUUCGCGCCUUCGCAAGCUCAGUAGUUCACUUUCCCGGCGGCUGUCCACCCGCUCUAAGAUGAGCGAUAAAAGCAACUCCCCGGGCACUAACGGCCACCAGCUGUUGACUCUGAACGGUACAGCCGUGUUCGAGGACUCAGAUAACUUGGUGGAGUACGAGGACCUCCUGAAACUGUUCUGCUGCUCGGGCUGCCAGGAAUUCAUGGCCCCACCCCUACACCAGUGCAGGAAGGGGCACCUCGUGUGUGGUUCCUGCCGUUUCUCCCUCAAGCAGGUGUGCCCUGUAUGUAAACAACGCUUCGCCGAUAACACCAACCAGAUGAUGGAACAGGUGUGUCAGCUGGUGAAGUUCCCGUGCAGGUGGGCAAAUCAGGGGUGCCCGGAGUACCACCGGCCCAGGGCCAAGCUGGACCACGAACACUUCUGUGUGUACCGUCCCGUCCACUGCCACCACGGGCCUAAGGGCUGCCCCAAGGUCCUUAUCCUUCGCGACAUGUCCCAACAUCUCAACCAAUGCGACUUUAAGGACAAGUGAUCGCCGUGGCUGUGGUCAUUCCUUGUCGUCGUUGUGUCUAGGUGUUUAAGGUUGUAUAUCGUCAUCGCCUGUAGCUGAUAAUGUUGUGGCCACUUCACAGUACUGUACUCUAGUGUUACCACGCCAUACUCGGUUUCAUUUCAUCUCGUUGUAAAUUCGAUAUUCAUUUUUUUUCAGUUUUUAAAAAAUGUUUUCUGAUAGUUUGUAUGAGUUUUAUUUACCCCCUCUAAUACAACAACAAUCACCCCCUUACGCACAUAAUUAAUUCGGUGGGGUUAGAGUUUUAAUGUUAGUUAUUUAUUUUGUCAUUUCAUUAAUCAAGUUUGAGUUGAAUAGCUCUAGUCAUUGGGCGAUUCCCUCCUCCCUCCACCACUUACCUUGACUGCUGAGACAAGGUCCACCUUGUGGGAGUACCACUCAGGUACACGCCGGGUGGAUGAUGUGGGUGGGAUGGCCGCACCUAGCGGACUCUGCGUGGGGGUUGGCACUUGUAGUGGCACCCGGCCAGGGCACCUCAUUGGGAGCUGGCCCCCGAGGUUAACAAGAUAUUUUGGAAUCCAGUUUUUGUACAUUAAUCCAUGACCCACUUGAGAGGUCAUGACUCAGGCAACGACCUGCUGGUUACUUGUUGUUGUUGGUAGGACACGACGGCUCAGCCCUCGGCUCUGCCAUCCUGGUGUCACCUUUUGUCUAGCACUAAGUCUUCAUCAAAUUGUUAUUAAUUAUAAGAAAUUUUGGUGGUUAUAUAUAUAUAUAUAUAUAUAUAUAUAUAUAUAUAUAUAUAUAUAUAUAUAUAUAUAUAUAUAUAUAUAUAUAUAUAUAUAUAUAUAUAUAUAUAUAUAUAUAUAUAUAUAUAUAUAUAAUUGUAGAGCAUUAAAUAGGUUAUUAUAUUUAUAAGUUAUAUUUGGUAAAAUGGAAAAAUAAUGGAGGCAGGCCAGGAUAAACUGCCAGUGGCGCCAUGUACCUGUACAAGACGUCAUGACUCAAAAGCCAAUGCUGUUGGAGAUGACUUAUCAUACUGUCAUAUUUUUGGAGGUUGACAGUCAUCAUCAUAUGGUUUGUCACGAGCAUGACACCAUUCAGUAGACUGUCUUCCUGAAACAACGGCCCACGGCGGUGAGGGGCUGUCCUACACGCCAAGCGCUCGCCGUCAUGUCCUUCAAAUUUGUAAAUCCCUUCAUAUAAAUUCCCAGUACCACAAGAGUGGACGGUGUUUAGUGAAGAUUAAUAAAGCGAUUCUAAUGUCAGUUUUGGUAGAAUAAGCGAUCAGUAGGUGUAAACUUACCUAGUCAGUCAAAAGACGAGUGUGUGGUUAAUGGGUGUGUGUACCUUGUUACUCUUAUGUACUGUACUGUACACCAGGAAGGCGAUGAAAACAACUGUUGGUUCCUUACGAUGAUUUCAUCUUUACCAGUAUUAUAGUUUUAUUGAUUUUGGUCUUCGCUGGAGGACUAAGAAAGAGGUAUAAGGCACUAUUUGAUAAACCAAACACAACAGAGAAAACUGAUGAUGGCCGGAGUUGUGUUUUUUAUUUUUCUCUUAUGUAUGUAAACAUUUGAAAUCCUGUGACACUCUGACGAAUGUUUAUUUAUUGUUGUGAUUCAAUAAACAAAAUAAAAACAAAUUAUAUCAUACGUUGAACCGACCAAUGUUUACGUCGCUUUAGCAUCGGUUAAGUUUGUUUCAGAUAAACAUACUACUCAUGUAUUUACAAACCUGUGACACCAUUUUUAAAUAUUUCACCUGUAAAAAAAAGUAAUAUUAGUCUUGAAUUCUACUUUAACCUAAAAUAAAGCAGAUAAGACAGAAAUAUUAUCCGACAGUUAUGCGAAGAAAAACAAAAGAAGCGCGCUCCUCUUUACCAGUGUGUAUAUGCAAAGUCCUCGAAAAAAAAUGCCCAAUUUUUAAAGGAUUAUAUAUUAAAAUCUGGGUAUUGUUUUUUGGUGACCCUGUAUAUUUAUAUUCCAUAUCAGGAUUAAGGAACAAGUGACCAUAAUGGAUUAAUCUGGAUAUCGUUCCUUUGUUCUGUCUUUUAUUAUGAAUCAAGACAAUGGUAUAUGGUUCUUGUCAUACCUGUAUAUGUAAUGUUUUAUUUUUUAUUUCUCGCUUGUUUUUCCUCUUCUCUUUCUCUUAUCUGUUGCUCGAUUUUUCUUUCUCUUUCAGGGUCUCUCUCUCUCUCUCUCUCCUUCCUUCCUUCCUUCCUUCCUUCCUUGACGAUGGUCCAGAGUGAUAAUUUAUCUGUAUAACAAUUCAGAAAGCAUCAAUACUCUAUGUUAACUCCCUUUUAUUAACUCCCAAUAUAGUGAGACUUGCCAUAGAGGUGUUGGCAAGCCUAUCAGUACAUUGUGUUAAUAUGCCUGUUUAUUUCUAAGUUAUCUUCAAGGUGGAAGAAUGAGGAAAUAUUACAGAAAGAACACUCACUAAAUGCUUCUUAACUUGUUAAAAGUUUUUGAAUUUUAAUGUAGAGGUUCUUAAUUUGAUUGGACAAAUUCUGAAAUUAAAAGAUUCUUAAUUUAUAUGUCAACUUCCUAAAUAUAAAUCAAAAGUUUCGGAAUUUGGAUAAAAAGUCUUGGAAUUUAAGGCUGGUUUAUUAAGAGUUGUUUGGUCUGAACAAAAUUAGAUUCUCAAGGGUUCUCGCGAUAAUUUUUUUUCCCAUUCCCAUUAAGUAAGAUCUGAAGAUCGCAUCUAACUUAAGACAGAUUCACGGAUCUACCUACCAUCUUUAUAGCUGAUAUGGGCCAAUCAGGGGACGUUGUCUCAUCCUUAAUUACCCAAUCAGAAAGGGGAGAAUAACAUCGCACAUACCUUUGAGAAUCUUACUUUGAGGACGACAGUGAUGGCGAGGGUUGGUUGUUGUGGAGCUCCUACAAUUAUGACUUAUAUAUCGUACAAUGUUAAGCAUAUAAUCAUCUGUAUAUAAACAUAUAUGUAUAUAUAAAUUGACACUUGCAGACACUUACAUGUACAGCUGAUGUUUAUAAGUGUGUGUGUGGUGUGUGUGUGUGUGUGUGUGUGUGUGUGUGUGUGUGUGUCUGUGUGCGCGUGCGUGGGUACGUGCGUUUGGCCUGUGUGGUUGUGUAUAAUCGUACAUGCAUAAAAAACAUACACAUCAUAAAAUAAUACCUAUACACAUAUACCUUACAGUGUGUCCGUAAUACAGAUACAGCUUCAUGUAUUGGUCCUUGCAGAAUGUAUAGGUAUACUUAUGUAUACUUGGAGAUGUACUGUAUAUGUUGUCUUCGAUAUAAUGAAGUUUACUGCUAAAUCUGUAAAUAUCAUGAUAAAUAUGUUUACUGCGAGAAGUAUAUCUACACUACUACCAAUAUACAUAAAGCGUAUAUUUCCAAGUAUAUAUACAGUAUAUAUAAAUGUGUAUACCUAAAUAUGUUUAAGUAUACUCACAAGAUAUUUCUUCUGUCAAAAUCUUCCUCGUGAUGUAUAUAGCUGGCAUAUAUACUCCUUCAACAUUUUCUUAGUGUAUAUACAAAUCCAUAAUACGGUUUAUUACGUUAGAGAUUGACUAUAUAGGAAUGCUAGGCCCUAUACCUCAUUAUGCAUAAAACUCCGAGAAGUAGCCAGUGUCAAAGGUUCGAGUUUAUGUUAUUUUUGUAGAAAUAAAACAUUUUUCCCCAGUA